GGACGAAAACCGAAAUACGAGAGUAUCGUCGCCGCUGCUGCUGCCGGCCGCACCGAAGACCGAACCGAAUAAUCAUUUGAAGUUGAACCUUUUCGUAGAUAGGACGUCGCCGUUGAUACACACUAUAGUCGUGCUAUAAUAUUGAUAACCGUGUCAUCUCUGUAUUAUUAACUGUUAUUUAUUGAUAUUUUCUUGUGAUGUUAUGUUACCAUAGACACAGUGCUUUGCUCCUUAAUUAAAUAGAUAUUUGUCUUUCUUAUCGAUGUGCGGCACUAUGGAUUAUAAUGUCUAGAUUUUAACUGUUUAGAAAUUCAAAAAAAAAAAAAAAAUUGUAGACAAGUGUUUUAAAUAAGAGAACUUCAAUUCAAUCUACGCCAAGGAUAACAAUGUCUGAAAAGUCAUCGGAAUACCAUAAGAAGACUUGUAUCAUAUGUGGAUGUCACACUAACCAAACCAUUAACAUCUACGAACCCCGCAGUGGACCAAAUAUUGUCCGGCUAAUCCAAGCUAGAUUUAAAUUCCAGCCUCUUAACGAAGACAAAUAUCUGUGCUAUAGUUGCAAUAACUGGCUUAUCAACUGGCAUUCUCUACAAGCAUUAAACAGUAACGACGCUGAUAAUCCUUCGGGUACCUUUCGAUCUUCACAAAUAAAUAAUAUGGUUGCCGAAAAAGGUUCUCCUUCAGAAGCCAACAACAGCAUGAAAAAUAGCACAAAACCAGUUGCACAAGUGCGACCCCAGCUUAAAAAUCAACCAGAACUAAAUAAUGUUUCCCAUUUAUUGCCAAAGAGACCACCAACAAGCCAAUCAACAACAACAAAAACGUCUAAACGUAGCGAGUAUUAUUAUCUCUCGAAAAGAACUUUUCCAAGUUGCCAUCGUCUCAAAAGAACUCACAAAAGGAAGACCCUUCAUAAUUGCUGCGUUUGUGGACGCACAAUUACAAGAAGGAUUUUGACAAACAGCUCGAAGGCAAAGGUCACUGGAGUAAAAUGCAAAAGGUGUCGCGACACCAUACACUGGCGAAAUAUGUACCUGAAAACUCUGUUGCUGCAAAAGAAACAGGAACUCACAAACAAAACAAAAUCACCAUCAGUGAGGCAAAAUCAUGUCAAUCUAGUCAACAGUCAAACACCAAUGCACAAUACAAAUGUCUCUACGUCCCAAAUGCCAUAUCAACCCCGACAAUACCAAAAACCGUUGGUAGAUGGCAAAGUUGUAUCAAUGCUCCGGCGAUUGGGAACAACGCUAUCCAGGGAUAGCACAACAAGUACUACCUAUCAACCGCCAAUUAUGAGUCCUGCGAAGAAAAAAUCCCAAAAAUGGACACGGAAUAUUGCUGAUAACGAAAUUGUUAUUAACUUCAAUACCGCAAUAACGGAAGUCCUGCCGAUCAGGCACAUCCGAAGAAAGUUGACAUAUCAAAUAUCAGACACAGUCGUUCCCACCUUGGAUUCUAUAGAAAUCGAUAGCAGUGACGAGGAAGAAGAGACAGACAAUGCGAUGGGAGAAGAAGUAAAAAUGAAUGAAAAGAUAAACUGUGACAUUAAUCUUGAACAAGUUUACAACUUGCUGCCGAAAGGACUCACCGUUUCCCUCAUUUCCGAUUCAGAAUCAAUUCUUGUUAACUAGAAACCAUUCAAAAGGAAAGGAAGAAGGAAGUUUCAUUGAAUUUGUUUUGUAUCUAAUGUAAUUUUGUUAUUUUGUUCAUAGUUCAACUUUGUUUUUUUUUAUUAUUUUUCUGUAAUAAUUUAAAUUAUAAUUUUUAUUUUGUGUAUAGUUUAUAAAAUAGUAAAAUGUGAGAUGAUAUAGAAAAAAUAAUUAAUAAUAAUAAUAUAAUUAAUAUACUCUAUGUAUGUGCGCUUAAUUAUAAGGCAGUCAUUAUUUAUUUAAAUUAAGAUUGAAUUAAACAAAAAUACAUAUAUCAUUAUUAUGAUUGAUGACACACAAACCAGCACUAGGUACCUUUUCUUUAGUUUUAACAAAAAAAAAAUAAAAAUCGCUGCAUGCCAUAUCAUCAUGUCCAAGAGAGAAAUGUACUCAAAUAAAAUUUUAUAAUAAUUUAAAUAAACAGU
Molecule: messenger RNA, 2074 nt
Organism: Episyrphus balteatus (marmalade hoverfly)
Lineage: Eukaryota; Metazoa; Arthropoda; Insecta; Diptera; Syrphidae
Product: protein phyllopod
Exons: 2
Coding region: 387-1631 (414 amino acids)
Cellular component (GO): nucleus
Molecular function (GO): zinc ion binding
Source: RefSeq, a predicted model, not a curated record